CAGAGAAAAACAAAAGUACGAUGGCCUAUUAUCUUCCACUCUUUCUCCUUUUCUCUACUCUCUCUCUCCUCUCAUCACUUGUUUCCUCCUCAGCAGUUCCACACCCUGACCUAGUCGCCCAAGACGUACACAGGCGAAUCAAUGCGUCCAGAAGAAACCUGGGCUAUUUGUCUUGCGGAACCGGGAACCCCAUAGAUGACUGCUGGCGUUGCGACCCGAAUUGGGAGAAAAACCGGCAAAGGCUGGCCGAUUGCGCCGUCGGGUUUGGUAAGGACGCCGUUGGCGGAAGAAACGGCCGAAUCUACGUCGUCUCGGACUCGGGGGACGACGACCCAGUGAACCCCAGGCCAGGUACUCUCAGACACGCCGUCAUACAGGAGGAGCCACUGUGGAUAGUCUUCAACAGAGACAUGGUGAUCAAUCUGAAGCAAGAGCUUGUCAUGAACUCCUUCAAGACCAUCGACGGAAGAGGAUCCAGUGUUCAUAUUGCCGGCGGCGGCUGCAUCACCAUCCACUACGUCAACAACGUCAUCAUUCACGGCAUUCACAUCCACGACUGUAAGCCCACGGGGAAUGCCGAGAUCAGAGACUCUCCCACCCACUCUGGAUUCUGGACGGUGUCGGACGGCGACGGCAUCUCUAUCUUUAACUCGAAGCACGUGUGGGUUGACCAUUGUUCCUUAUCUAACUGCCACGACGGGCUCAUCGACGCCAUCCACGGUUCAACGGCCAUCACCAUCUCCAACAACUACAUGACCCAUCACGACAAGGUGAUGCUGUUGGGCCACAGUGACGAAUACACGCAGGACAAGGACAUGCAGGUGACUCUGGCGUUCAAUCACUUCGGAGAAGGGCUCGUGCAGAGAAUGCCGAGGUGCAGGCACGGGUACUUUCAUGUGGUAAACAACGACUACACUCACUGGGAGAUGUACGCCAUUGGAGGGAGUGCAGAUCCUGCCAUUAACAGCGAAGGGAAUAGGUUUCUCGCCCCAGAUGAUAGGGCUAGCAAGGAAGUGACGAAACACGAGGAUGCUCCAGAGAGCCAGUGGAUGGACUGGAAUUGGAGAUCGGAAGGUGAUCUUUUCUUGAAUGGGGCAUUCUUCAGGCAAUCUGGUGCCGCCGCUUCUUCACCCUAUGCUAGAGCCUCCAGCCUCAGUGCUAGGCCGUCUUCUCUGGUUGGUUCUAUCACCAUCAGUGCUGGUGCACUUAACUGCAGAAAGGGCAGUCGUUGCUGAUAAGCUAAGCACCGUUGAAUUGCUUUCUUAGCUAAAGAAUAACUCUAGGUAGGGAAUCUUUAUAUACCCUUAAAUCGCUUCCCAGCAGUUUCAAUUCCUAUAUAGGCUUAUAUUUAUAACAACUCAGUUUUUGCCUUGUUCGAAUAGACACAGUCCUCACACACACGCAUCCCCUGAGCUAAGUCGACUUCACUUCAAUUUAUUGUUCCAGCCUCUGUCUUUUGCCUUUUAAUGGCACGAAUGGGU
Prosopis cineraria is the source of this 1481-nucleotide messenger RNA. Its product is annotated as pectate lyase-like. Gene Ontology annotation, molecular function: pectate lyase activity. The record is from RefSeq and is a predicted model, not a curated record. The coding region runs from base 21 to 1235 and encodes 404 amino acids. Lineage: Eukaryota; Viridiplantae; Streptophyta; Magnoliopsida; Fabales; Fabaceae. The transcript is spliced from 2 exons.